Molecule: messenger RNA, 1335 nt
Organism: Drosophila pseudoobscura
Lineage: Eukaryota; Metazoa; Arthropoda; Insecta; Diptera; Drosophilidae
Product: forkhead box protein N2-like
Biological process (GO): regulation of transcription by RNA polymerase II
Molecular function (GO): transcription cis-regulatory region binding; DNA-binding transcription factor activity, RNA polymerase II-specific
Source: RefSeq, a predicted model, not a curated record
UCGCAGUCCAGUCCGUCUGAGGAGGGCGGCAACAAGACCUCAAAGACCUCCUCCAACCUGCUCACCACCGGAGACGUCUCCACCAACACGAUCAAGCUGGCGCCCGGCAUCGGAGGCCUGACCUUCUCCAACAGCGCCGCCUACCAGAAGCUGAAGCACCAGUCGUCGGCCAAGUCAAUCAACGGUUCGUCCUCGAGUUCGGACAACGGCAUGGUCCUGACCUCCAAGCGCGGCCUGCUGCAGCAGGGGAGCACCACACCAAAGAGCAUCGCCUCGGCGGCCCAUUCGCCGCACCACCAGAUGCAGAGCAUGGGCUCGACAUCGUCCGGCUCGUCGCUGGCCUCCUCCUCGCCGCUCAGCAAUGGCAGCAACAACAGCAGCGGCAGUGCUGGUCUCGUCAAGCCGCUGCAGCAGAAGGUCAAGCUGCCUGUCGUGGGCAGCGCCCUUCCCAAGCCGGCCUACUCAUACUCCUGCCUCAUCGCGCUGGCCCUGAAGAACUCGCGGGCCGGCUCGCUGCCCGUCUUGGAGAUCUACAGUUUCCUGUGCCAGCACUAUCCCUACUUCGAGAAUGCGCCGAGUGGCUGGAAGAACAGCGUGCGGCACAAUCUGUCGCUGAACAAGUGCUUCGAGAAGAUCGAGCGCCCGGCCACGAACGGCAAUCAGCGCAACGGCUGCCGCUGGGCCUUGAACCCGGAGCGCAUCACCAAGAUGGACGAGGAGGUGCAGAAGUGGUCGCGCAAGGAUCCACAGGCCAUUCGCUGCGCCAUGGUCUAUCCGGAGCAUCUGGAGUCGUUGGAGCGCGGUGAGAUGAAGCACGGAUCGGCCGACUCCGAUGUGGAGCUCGAUUCGACGUCGGAGAUCGAAGAAUCUUCCGAUCUGGAGGAACAGGACUUCGACGGCACCCUUGUGGAUGCGAUGCUCGUUGAGGAGGACGAAGAUGUCGUGGACGAGGAUGAGGACGACGAUAUGCUGGGCGACAUUGAGGUGAGUUUGGAAAGGCACCUGGUCGAGAAGUCUUCGUUGCUAUACGAGAAGGCCGACGAACAACUGUACGAUGCCAUCGACAUCGAGGACGAUAAGGAGGCAGUGCGCCGCGCCAUAGGCAGCGGCCAAGGCACACAAAUCAUCGAGCUGAAUCCGGCAAAUCUUAAUGCAAACCACAACGGCUACCACCACCAGCAGCAGAAGGUGAAGCGUGCGCGUUUGGACAUCAACUAUGCCAUCGGUCCCGCCGGCGAGCAGCAGUAUGGCCAGAAGGUGAAGGUUCAGCAGCUGGUGCAGACACAGGCGCAGCCACAGGAGCAGUUGAUCGUUGUCGUUUUUGCUGGUACAUGA